This is a messenger RNA of Myotis lucifugus (little brown bat), 781 nucleotides long. Its product is annotated as protein shisa-9-like. Gene Ontology annotation, biological process: regulation of AMPA receptor activity; regulation of short-term neuronal synaptic plasticity. Gene Ontology annotation, cellular component: postsynaptic density; dendritic spine membrane; postsynaptic membrane. NCBI's taxonomy places the organism in Eukaryota, Metazoa, Chordata, Mammalia, Chiroptera, Vespertilionidae. The record is from RefSeq and is a predicted model, not a curated record.
AUGCGCCGCGUCCUUCGGCUGCUCCUCGGCUGCUUCCUCACCGAGCUGUGCGCCCGCGUGUGCCGGGCGCAGGAGCGAGCGGGGCACGGGCAGCUGGCGCAGCUGGGUGGCGUGCUGGUGCUGACGGGGGGCAACCGCUCCGGGGCCGCCUCCGGGGAGGCCGGAGAGGGCGCGGGUGUCUCGGACGCGCCCCCGACCCGGGCGCCCACGCCGGACUUCUGCCGGGGUUACUUCGAUGUCAUGGGCCAGUGGGACCCGCCGUUCAACUGCAGCUCGGGCGACUUCAUCUUCUGCUGCGGGACUUGUGGCUUCCGGUUCUGCUGCACGUUUAAGAAGCGGCGCCUGAACCAGAGCACCUGCACCAACUACGACACUCCGCUCUGGCUCAACACCGGCAAACCCCCGGCGCGCAAGGACGACCCCCUGCACGACCCCACCAAGGACAAGACGGCCCUUGCAGAUGUCAUGAGGCCGCAGGGCCACUGCAACACCGACCACAUGGAGAGAGACCUCAACAUCGUGGUCCACGUGCAGCAUUAUGAGAACAUGGAUACCAGAACCCCCAUAAAUAAUCUUCACUCUACCCAGAUGAACAACGCAGUGCCCACCUCCCCUUUGCUGCAGCAAAUGGGCCAUCCGCAUUCGUACCCCAGCCUGGGCCAGAUCUCCAACCCCUAUGAACAGCAGCCUCCUGGUAAAGAGCUCAACAAGUAUGCCUCCUUGAAGGCCGUCGGAAGUUCUGAUGGUGACUGGGCAGUGGCGACACUUAAGUCACCAAAAG